UAACAUAACCUUAAAAUUUAAACUUCAGAUUCAGUUUUAUUGUUCUGUUUUGUUAUUAUUGUUAGGAAAGUAAGAAAAAUUCAUAAUUAGCCUCAUUCUCUACGCAAAUCAUAAAAGAUGUCCGAACGAAAAGUUUUGAACAAAUAUUACCCCCCUGACUUUGACCCUUCGAAAAUCCCUCGUAUGAAAUUGCCCAAAAAUAGGCAAUACACUGUAAGAUUGAUGGCACCAUUCAAUAUGAGAUGUGCCACCUGUGGAGAAUAUAUAUAUAAAGGAAAGAAGUUCAAUGCAAGGAAAGAAGAUGUGGAAAAUCAGGAUUAUAUGGGAAUCAGAAUAUACAGGUUUUAUAUAAAGUGUACACGAUGCUUGCAAGAAAUAUCUUUCAAAACGGACCCAAAGAAUACUGAUUACGAAAUUGAAGCUGGUGCAACUCGUAAUUUCAUGGCACUUAAACUUGCUGAAGAACAAGCCCAAAGAGAAGAGGAGGAAGCCAAGGAAGAAGAAGCCAAUAAUCCCAUGAAGUUACUAGAGAACCGUACAAAACAAUCAAAGAAUGAAAUUGAACUUUUAGAAUCAUUAGAGGAACUGAAAGACUUGAACAAAAGGCAGCAGGUUAUAGAUUAUGAGACAAUGUUGUUAAGUUACAACAACACUAUCAGUGAGAGGGAGAGGGAAGAAAAGUUACAACAGCUUGAUGAGGAAUAUAUUAAGUCUGUGAAGUUUCACUCUGGCCAGAAAAGGAAGCUUGUAGUAGAAGAGGAAUACAUUGAAGAGGACUGUGAAGAUCCAAAUCCUGACUCUCUAGGAGAAUCGACUGCAAUCUCAGCAAAUUCAUCUUCAGAAAAAACUGAACACCAACCCUUUGAUACAGGCCCUAGUAGCAGUUGGAGUAUUGCCAAUAGGAAAGCAAGUGUCGCAGUUAAAAAGCAUAAGUCUCUCGUUGGAAUUGUAAGGCCGAAGGCAAUAAAUACAUCUGUGGAAACAGCAACACAAAGCAAAGAAGUCACAGAAAAAACACCUGAUCAACUAGUUGAAACCGUAAAAGCACCAACUGCUAGUGGUCUUUCUCUAUUGGGUGCUUAUUCUGAUAGUGAUGAAGCUGGUAGUGAUUAGACCAUAGGAAAAAUGUUUUGAAAUGGAGAUUCUGUUUCAAUAUGUCAACGAGGAAAAAUAUUUUUAGGAAAGCAGCAAAUCAAUUGUUGACUCUCGGUAUCCAUGUAACAUGAAGCAGUGUAUACUACAAAACAUUUUUACUUUAGAUAUCUGAUGAAAAACGUUGAAAAAAAAUGAAUUGAAAAGGAAAUAUUUUCUAAGGGCGAUUCUUUUUUGGGGAAAAACUUUUAGCUUUCUACUCUUCCAUCAUUAUAUAGAAUUCCGAAAUAAGAUAAAAAAAAUAAAUGGUACAUUAAUGAAAACUCUUAA
Messenger RNA from Leptinotarsa decemlineata (Colorado potato beetle), 1422 nucleotides. Its product is annotated as splicing factor YJU2. The record is from RefSeq and is a predicted model, not a curated record. Lineage: Eukaryota; Metazoa; Arthropoda; Insecta; Coleoptera; Chrysomelidae. Gene Ontology annotation, biological process: mRNA splicing, via spliceosome. Gene Ontology annotation, cellular component: U2-type catalytic step 1 spliceosome.